UCUCCCUGCCCUAGUCUUCUACUUUGGUCGUUCACGAUGAAAGGAGGCAGCGUCUCGUUUCUCUUCGUUCUUUUCAUCUCCACCGUCUCCUUUAUCUUCUGCUUCCGUGACGGAAUGUUACCAAACGGCGGCUUCGAGUUAGGACCAAAACCAUCGGACAUGAAAGGAACACGAGUCGUAAACAAGAACGCUAUUCCAAACUGGGAGCUUUCGGGCUUCAUCGAAUACAUUAAAUCCGGUCAAAAGCAAGGAGACAUGCUCCUCGUGGUACCCGCAGGAAAAUUCGCAGUCCGGCUAGGCAACGAGGCAUCGAUCAAACAAAGACUCAACGUGACGAAAGGAAUGUACUACUCUCUCACUUUCAGUGCCGCAAGGACUUGUGCUCAAGACGAACGGCUCAACAUAUCAGUUGCACCUGACUCGGGCAUUAUUCCUAUUCAGACGCUAUACAGUAGUAGCGGGUGGGACUUAUACGCUUGGGCGUUUCAGGCCGAGAGUAACGUGGCGGAGAUCGUGAUUCAUAAUCCUGGCGAGGAAGAACAUCCUGCUUGUGGACCACUUAUUGAUGGUGUGGCAAUCAAGGCUCUAUACCCUCCUAGACCUACCAAUGAGAAUAUAUUGAAAAACGGAGGAUUUGAAGAAGGUCCCUACAUAAUCCCAAACGCAACAACCGGCGUUCUGAUUCCUCCCUUCAUAGAAGAUGACCACUCUCCUCUACCAGCAUGGAUUAUAGAAUCCCUCAAGGCCGUCAAAUACGUUGACAUUGAACACUUCUCGGUCCCACAGGGCCGUCGAGCCGUCGAGCUGGUUGCGGGGAAAGAAAGUGCAAUCGCUCAGGUGGCUCGGACCAUCGUAGGGAAGACUUAUAUGCUAUCAUUUGCGGUUGGAGACGCCAACAACGCGUGCAAAGGUUCGAUGAUAGUAGAGGCGUUUGCGGGUAAAGACACUUUGAAGGUUGCUUAUGAGUCGAAAGGGAAAGGAGGUUUCAAACGUGCUUCUUUGAAAUUUGUGGCGGUUUCAAACCGCACGAGGGUCAUGUUUUACAGCACGUUUUACGCGAUGAGAAGUGAUGAUUUCUCGUCGCUUUGUGGUCCUGUGAUCGACGAUGUUAAGCUCCUCAGCGUUAGUAAGCCCUGAAACGGUUUAUACCGAAAGAGUAGUUGUGGUUAUAUAGGACAAAAAGGUCAUGUGCUUAUAUCUAUUUUCUUGUAUGAGAAGGCUGAAGAAAUUUUGUCUUUUUCAUUACUAUAUAUAUUUGGGUGUUUGAAGAGAUCAGUUGAUUUACAAGAUUAAUAAAGGUGUAAUACAUAUAUCUCUAUGAUACAAAUGA
This is a messenger RNA of Raphanus sativus (radish), 1330 nucleotides long. Its product is annotated as protein DUF642 L-GALACTONO-1,4-LACTONE-RESPONSIVE GENE 2. The transcript is spliced from 3 exons. The coding region runs from base 37 to 1137 and encodes 366 amino acids. Lineage: Eukaryota; Viridiplantae; Streptophyta; Magnoliopsida; Brassicales; Brassicaceae. The record is from RefSeq and is a predicted model, not a curated record. Gene Ontology annotation, cellular component: plant-type cell wall.